This is a messenger RNA of Haliaeetus leucocephalus (bald eagle), 2038 nucleotides long. It is a transcript of the gene TRIM65, whose product is annotated as tripartite motif containing 65. The coding region runs from base 25 to 1575 and encodes 516 amino acids. The record is from RefSeq and is a predicted model, not a curated record. Gene Ontology annotation, biological process: positive regulation of autophagy. The transcript is spliced from 6 exons. Lineage: Eukaryota; Metazoa; Chordata; Aves; Accipitriformes; Accipitridae. Gene Ontology annotation, molecular function: zinc ion binding; protein binding.
ACCCCAAUCCCUGGCACAGGCAGGAUGGCAUCGCCCAUCUCACAGAAGCUGGAGGAGAAGCUGGUGUGCUCCAUCUGCCUGGAACUAUUCAGGGUGCCUGUGACCUUGCCCUGCGGGCACAACUUCUGCAAGUGCUGCAUCAGUGACCACUGGCAAAAGCAAGAGAGGGUGCCCGCUGGGGCCGAGAAGGGCUACACGUGCCCCGAUUGCCGCAGGACCUUCGAGCGACACCCAGAACUGGAGAAGAAUGUCACCCUGUGCAGCGUGGUGGAGGUGGCACAGGAUGGCGAGGCACGGGUCUCGGGCGCAGAGAGGUGCGAGGUGGCCCGUGGUGAGCUGUGCCCGCAGCACGGGCGCCCGCUGGAGCUGUACUGCGAGGAUGAGCGGCGGUGCAUCUGCUGCGUCUGCACCGUCCGGCAGUGCCACCAGCACCAGCGGGUGCUCUUCGAGGAGGAGCGCUCUAAAAAGCAGGCCCUUUUGAAAGAGUCCCUGGAAAAAGCUGAGGAGGAAUCGGAGAGGAUUGAGCAGGCAAUGCAGGAGCUGGAUGACCGAACACGCAGCAUCAAGGACUCCUCUGAGGGGCUCAAAUCAGUGAUUCUGAGCAAAUUCACCUACCUGAGGAAAGCCCUGGAGGAUUUCCAGUGUUGGACGGUGGCCAGGAUUGAGCAAGAGCAGGCGGCGGCACUGGGGCGCGUGGGGGAGGACUGGAGCUUCCUGAAGGACCACCUGGACGUCCUCAACCAGUACAGGGAGAGGGCUCAGCGCCUGCUGGCCUGCCCUGACAACAGGACCUUCCUCCAGGAGUUUCCUCUGCUCCCAUCUCCGGAGAGCCCAGAGGCACUGGUCCCCAUGGAGUUUGAUGUGGCCACCAAGGUCGAGCCCCUCGUUGAGAUCCUUACUAACAUCUCCAGGCUCCUGCCCAGCUCUGUGGCCCCAAAAGCCCCGGAUCCCGUUGACCAAGGACCGGUGGAUCCCCAGGAACCGGCGAUGAAGGUGGUGGCUCCUCUCCCCGAGUGCCAGCUCCGAGCUGAGCUUCUGAAGGACCACCGCAACCUGACUUUCGAUCCCAAGACAGCCAACAAGUACCUGGAGCUGUCAAAAGGUAACCAGAAGGCCAAGCACAGCCCCAGCGCCGUCUGCGGGCAGCAGGAGCAGGGAUCUCGCUUCAAGCCCUGGCAGGUUCUGUGCACGCAGGGCUACAGCCAUGGCCACCACUACUGGGAGGUGAAGAUCUCCAGCCACUCCGUCAUCCUGGGGGUGACCUACCACGGUCUCCCCCGAGAGCAGCAGCAGGGCCACAAGUUCAAUAUCGGGCUGGACGGGGGCUCGUGGGGGCUGCAGGUGCGGGAGGAUUGCUACCUGGCCUGGCACAAGGGCCGGGCGGAGAAAAUUCAGGAGCAGCUGUAUAAGAACCUGGGGGUCAGCCUGGAUUACAGCAAGGGGGUCCUCUCCUUCUACGGCCUCGGGGAGAGGAUGCAGCUCAUCUACUCCUUCCACAAUGUCUUCACCCAGCCCCUCUAUCCUGUCUUUUGGCUGUGCGAGGGGCGAGCGGUGACGCUGGGCCAGAGGGACUAAGAUGGAGCUGCCGCGCUGCUCCAUUAGCUGGGCUGGCAAGCCCCAGGCUGGUGCCGUAGCUGAGCCGCAGCCAGCAGCUGUCAUGGUGCGAGUGCAACCCCAAUGCCGAGGCAGGAGUAGGGUGCGGUGUUUUAAUGAGAGCUGAUGAGGACAGACAUGCAAAUUAACCCACUCGAAUUUGCAUAUGCAAAUAUCACCCUGGUGACAAAAGUUAGGGUAGGGAGAGGAUGCAGGGCUAAGGGCUGUGCCCUCGCGGUGGGGAUGAAGCCCCCGGUCACUGUGCAUGGGGGCAUGUGUGGGUGCCUGUCGCUGCAGAUGAGGCAAGGGUUGGGGGAUAGGGAGGGUGCAAGAAUGAGGUUUUUCCUCUUUCUCCCAUCCUGGCCUGGGGGAGAUUUGGGGAGAGGGGUACUCUGGAGGGGGUUGCUGCAGCCACGGAGUGCCGUGGAGCAAUGCGGCGGGAGCC